This is a messenger RNA of Oikopleura dioica, 1224 nucleotides long. Lineage: Eukaryota; Metazoa; Chordata; Appendicularia; Copelata; Oikopleuridae. The record is from the annotation of a GenBank genome assembly.
AUGGAUAGAGCAGAGCUGAUUGAGGAGCAGAUAAAGCUGUCCCCGAGUAAAUCGCCGAAGAGAUUCGUUCAGACCGGACUGAUCUAUCCAUCCGAUGCAGAGUUAGAAUUGAUCGAUGAUACAAUCAAAACUAAAGAUCGGUGCCAGAUGACAUACAGUCUGAUCAAAUCAUAUGGCUUGUUGAAUCGCAUUUACAUCCACCGAGUCGACCAAUGCCCAGCCAAAACGAUGUCACUGGCCCACUCAAACGAAUACCUCCUUGCCCUUCAAAAAUCAAAAGACGAAGAGUACGAGGAAAAAUACGGGCUCGCAUACGAUUGUCCUCCGCGAGACAACCUUCUUGAGCGUGCUUCUCUUCUCGCUGGAACAUCAUUAACCGCCGCCCGGUUGUUGACCGAGAAGAAGCGAAAAAUCGUACUCAACUGGUGCGGCGGCUGGCAUCAUGCGUUUGAAAACAAGGCCAGCGGAUUUUGCUACAUCAAUGACAUCGUCAUCGCCAUCAAAACCCUCCAGACUUUCAGCAAGAAAAUCAUGUACAUUGACCUCGAUCUCCACCACGGUGAUGCGGUUGAAAAAGCGUUCAAGAAUUCAGAAGUUCUAACGAUUUCCGUUCAUCAUUACGCUGUCGGUUUCUUUCCUGGCACUGGUGGACCGAAUGAUGAAGAGAAAGCGACUUUUGCGGUGAACAUUCCUUUGCCAGAAUUAAUCGGGGAUGAAGAAUGGGUUGCUUUGACAAAGUAUUCGAUCAAGAAAGCUUUUUCUAUUUACAACCCGGAUUACGUCGUCUGCCAGGCUGGAGGCGACGCUCUUUUCAAUGAUCCGCAUAAAUCGUUGAGGGUGACGCAGCAGGGCUAUCUUGACAUCAUCCAAUACCUCAUUUCCACUUCCUGCCCUUUGAUGAUCCUCGGUGGCGGAGGAUAUAACGUUCCAGCCACAGCAAAGCUUUGGACGCGAAUAACCGCAAUGUGCUCGUUUCUCAAAGUCCCAGACGAAAUCCCCGACGAAGAUCAAUUUUACUUAGAAUAUUUCCCAAACACCAACUUGAAAGAAUCAACCACUUCCGACACUGCCAAGAAACUCCCAAAUGAAGAAUUUGCUGCUAUUACUAAACAUAUUGAAGAAGUGUUCGAAAAUAUUUCGACUUUUUACAAACGAAAGUCGCCGAUGAAGGGGCCGGGAAAACCUGCUUUUCGAUCGAAACGAAGAAAACUUUGCUUUGAAUAG